CCAAUCAAGACCAGAGGUCUUCUUGAAUCAGACAGAACGUCAGCUGCUUUGGGCUGGUGGGGACCGGUAUAAAUCCUGCGUUUCUUCAAGAAAACCUUUCCUUAUAGUCUGGUGUUAAGGUGUUACAUGGUGAUAUACUCACAACUAGACUUGGCUCUCUUUCUGGAGCGGAAAAUUUGAAGUCUUCCUAAACUCGGAGUUAACGAACUCCGAAUUUGGAUUUAGCCAAUUUACAGGAUUUUUCUGAGGGUCAUUGAAUGCAGCAUACGUUAACAACGAUGAGACCUCGCGAGACUUGGUGUGGCACAUCCCGGUACUUCCAUCAUGGCAGGCAGUAAGUUGGUGCUAGAAGGCAGAGUGAGUAUACAAAGCUUUAUUUUAGGCCUCAGCGUCGUCCUUAUCCCGCUCAUCAGAACCUGGUUCGGACAUCUGGACUGGGUCUUUGAUUAUCUGACGGAGACUCCCGGGAAAAUUGCAAUUUGUGUCCACAUUGCAGCUAUUAACGGCCUUUUGCUUGUCAUAUUCAGAGGACCCGUGUACAAGGUUGCUGUAAGAGCCUGCUUCCUGGGAGUUACUUUUGGCUGUGGAUUAAUAAUAAGCUUCUCUGACACCACUUGGACUCAUUUUGGCUGGUACAUGUGCUCCCUGUCAUUCUUCCAUUACUCGGAGUACCUGGUGACCGCUUUCAUUAACCCUCGCAGCCUGUCGCUGGACUCGUUCCUGCUCAACCACAGUCUGGAGUACACGCUGGCUGCUGUGUCUUCAUGGCUGGAGUUCACUAUGGAGAAGCUCACUGUUCCAGAGCUGAAGCAUCUAAACUGGCUCAGUGUGGUUGGACUGGUCAUGGUGCUGUGCGGGGAGGGGCUGCGGAAAGCGGCCAUGUUGACGGCCGGUUCUAACUUCAACCACAUCGUCCAGAAUGAGAAAGCCCAGAGCCACGUACUGGUCACCAGUGGGGUCUACGCCUACUUCAGACACCCGUCUUAUGUGGGCUGGUUCUACUGGAGCAUAGGAACUCAGGUCAUGCUGUGCAACCCCGUCUGCAUUGUGGGCUACACGAUAGCCAGCUGGCGCUUCUUCCGGGAGCGCAUAGAGGAGGAAGAACUCUCCCUCAUCCAUUUCUUUGCUGAGGAAUAUGUGGAGUACAAGAGGAAGAUUCCCACAGGGCUGCCCUUCAUCUCUGGCAUCCGUGUCAACUAAUCCCUGGACCUGGACACUAAGCCCUAAGCCUAACAGACUUAAAACUCCAAAACGGGUCAGACCUGGUGGUGAUGCGUUGUCUACUGUAGCAGCUGCCGCCCCCUGGAGGUGAAACCUGCCACUGGCUGAGAGCCUGAAGCGCCAACAGCCACAGAGGCAGCUGUGACGGCAGCAGGCAGCUGGGCUGCUGUUUUUCUACCAACCUCCAACAUCCAGUAUAGGAACAGAGAACCUCAGAUGUACAUGCAUUUCUACUCUUCCUCCAUCCAUCUCACCUGUUUCUGUCAGCAUGUUUUCACCAUGGUUACAAGUUCCCACCCAUCUGUUGCGCUUUGCCUGGUACCUUCGGUACCAUAUGUCAGAGUUGAGUUAAUGUAUUACAGAAAAGUAACAAUAUUCAGAGUUUUUGAAUAGAGGGAACCCAAUAAGGAUUUUUACCAAUCAGAGACAUUUAGGAUGGAGCAUCUGUUGAUACAGAGACUAAAUCUUGUAUUGCUUUUUUCUACAGCUCAUUCAUACUUUCUCACUGUUAAACCAAUAUCCAUAUUUCUAACUAACACCUCGGUUGCUCUCCAAGGUUGGAAAAGACUAUUGUUUAAUUUUAAAAUAUUUCUAUGAAAGCCAGGUUUUACCAAUUCCACUCUCAUUUUGAGCAUGUUUUGUUUUCUUGUUAUAUUUCUCUGUCUGUGAAAAUAUCUUUUUAAAAAUAAUAAACGAACCAGGAAAGGAUUUGUUCACUAUGACCAACCACAGAGAUUCUGGACCCCUAUAAAAACCACUUAAAAUGGUUCUGAAAGUCUGGCUGUGUGAACGGAGAAGAUAAACUAAUGUGGACCACCGUAGACAUGCUAGUUAAACUCCAUCAUAAGACCCUCUCUGUGAAUCCCUCCAGCUUUUCUUUUAGCUCAUGAUCAUUUCUAACAGACACAAGAACAGACUGAAGCAGGAAUAGUGAGAUUGCUGUAAAGGGACCAGGGGUAAAAGUUGAGAACUUUAGUAUUUUUUAGUCAUUUAUGUGUCAGAGAGGCUUAAAUGUGUAAAAGUAUCUUCUAGGUUUAUGCUUGCAGCAUAAAUAAACUUUCAGCUUGUUUCUUGUCGA
This is a messenger RNA of Girardinichthys multiradiatus, 2299 nucleotides long. RefSeq names its product isoprenylcysteine carboxyl methyltransferase (gene icmt). The transcript has 5 exons. The coding region runs from base 325 to 1200 and encodes 291 amino acids. The record is from RefSeq and is a predicted model, not a curated record. Gene Ontology annotation, molecular function: protein C-terminal S-isoprenylcysteine carboxyl O-methyltransferase activity. NCBI's taxonomy places the organism in Eukaryota, Metazoa, Chordata, Actinopteri, Cyprinodontiformes, Goodeidae. Gene Ontology annotation, biological process: C-terminal protein methylation. Gene Ontology annotation, cellular component: endoplasmic reticulum; membrane.